CGAUCUCUCCGCUUCCGGCUUUGCUGUUCGGUUUGUUAUGGGAGUUCUUGAUUUCUUGAUUUCUACCUGAUUUGAGUCCCCUUGUUGAAAUCGCAACAUGUCAGGGGCCCGCGACUUCAAACGGACCGGACGCCCCCCGAAAAUGUACUUGAUCUCUACGGAACAGCAUAUACAGGAAAAUCACAUUCUGCUUCUGCGGGGGACCAUGUGCGUGGAGAAGCCUCUCAAGAGCAGAGGCGAGUUCGUGUGUGUAAAGGUGCUGGAAAAUGCCAUCACUCUGUCAGUGGAGAGAAGGGCUCUUCUGGAGGUACCAAGUGACUUUGUUGGCCUGUUGGAGCCGGUGGAACCAGAGACUCGCCUGAAACUACUGAGUAAGCUGUUACAGCAGGUGGGGGGGAUUUAUGUUAUUCAUUGUGAGAUUUCGUUGUUUUCAGGCAAUCCUCAGAAGUUGUAUGACUUGGCCAGUUUGCCCAUCGGCACCCCCCUGUGGGUCCGAACGGGUCCAGGGGAUGACUUUUCAGAAGCUGAACUCAAAUAUUUCGGGCCUCUGACACCAGGGAGCAGAGCUCAGUUUUUUGGGGUGCAGCUCUUGGGCUCAGCAGCGGGCAAAGGCAAGGGCACUGGCAAUGAUCUUUUCACCUGCCCAGACGGAAGUGCCAUUUUUCUCCCAAUCAGCCACAUCAAGCCCCGACACAGGACUCGCAGCCCAGAAGGCCAAGACAGGCAGCGCCAACCCCGCCGCAGUGUCACCCGUCGUCGUACCGUGAACAUCCAGACACAGAGUAAUGGGCACCACGCAGAGCGCUUGCCCCUGCCACCCGGGCAUCACAGCCAGCUUCCACCUCAGCCUCAGUUGCUGGGUGUCCUCCAUGGAGCGACCGAGCAGUCGCCUGCAGCAACUCUGCGUGUUGGCCAACGGGUUAGCAUGUCCCUGGAGGGCUCUGCCGUUAGCGGAGAGGUGCGCUUCUGUGGUCCCCUGCCUGGUCGGUCUUCAUCUGAGACCUACGUGGGUGUGCUGCUGGACACUCCGGUUGGCGAUUGGGAUGGAGUUCAUAAAGGAGAGAAGCUGUGUCAAAUUCCUUAUGCCGCAUAUGGAAAGCUGCUGCCGGCAUCUGAGGUGUUCCCAGAGUCCCAGCAUCCCAAAAUCCCUCCCCCCCAAGUCCUGAAAUCUGUCAUGAACACUUUGCAAACCACCACCAAACCUUUGUCAAUGCCUGCAUCCGCCCCCAAGGUGGCCCUGUUGCCACCGAACAAAAAAACCCACAAACCCGUUCCUCCGCCACCACGGCCAAAGCUGGUCCACAAUCACCUGCCUCCGCCCCCUCCCCCACCUCCCAAGCCAGCGGGCAUGGUCGCGGCAAUCCCCGCAGUGCAUCCCACAAACGGCAUGCAUAGUCCACCUUCGUCGCCCAGGUCAGCAGACGUAGAUGAGGCAGCGGUAGAGCACGGGGAGAUCCUGGAGGUGGGCUCCAUGGUGGAAGUGAACGACCCACCCCUUUAUGGGGUGAUCCGCUGGAUUGGGAACAUUAGUGGAGUUCCAGAAGUGGUGGCGGGCAUCGAGCUGGAACAGGAGCUGGCGGCCGGAACCGAUGGCAGGUACCUCAACGAACGCCACUUCCGCUGCCCGCCCAACAAGGGGCUCUUCGUCAAGCUUUCUAACUGCAGGCGGGAUUCCAGAUUCCCUGCUCCUGAAGCCCGUGUCAAUCAAGUGGAGCGCUGCAACUCCAUAGCCUUCGCAGAGUGGGGAAGCGAGCGUGUGGAGGACCACACGCCUCCGAUGGAUGGUGAUGAGGCCAAGGAGCUGUACCAGGGCUGGAAGAGAGGCAUCCAGGGUCAUCUCAACUCCUGUUACCUGGAUGCUACGCUCUUCAGCCUCUUUUCCUGCUGUAGCUCGGCAGACUGGUUGUUGUUUUGGCCCUCGGAAGAGGAAGAGGACCAGAGCUCGAGCCGAGCACAGGACCUGCUGCGCUGCGAGAUCGUCAACCCCUUGCGCAGGUACGGCUAUGUGUGUGCCAGUAAGACCAUGGCCUUGAGGCGACUGCUGGAGGCCGCCAACAGAAACGCAGGUUUCACCAACCAGGAAAAAGAUCCGGAGGAGUUCCUCAACAAGCUCUUCCAGCUCCUCCAAGUCGAGCCGCUCCUCAAGAUUAGAUCGAUGACUCAAAAGCCACAGGAGUGUCACCUCUACCAGCUUUUCCCGCCUCACGCCCCUGCCUCCUCAUCCUUGCCAUCCUCCCCUCAUGAGUCCCCCGUUUUGUUGCCCUCGCCGCUUUUCAGUCGCAUGAAGGUGGCCAGCGUGCAAGCCCUGCUGGAGUCCUCCUUCCUCCACGCCGGCCUCAAGUUUGUGGAGGCUCCGUCCUGCCUCUUACUGCUCAUGCCUCGCUUUGGAAAGGACUUUAAGAUGUUUGAUGCCAUCUUGCCCACCCUCCACAUCGACAUCACAGACCUGCUGGAUGACACGCUGAGGCAGUGUAGCAUCUGUCAGGCUGUAGCACGAUGGGAGUGUGUGGAGUGUUAUGAGGACCGAGACAUCACGCCCGGACAUCUCAAACAGUACUGUCACACCUGCAACACUCAGGUCCAUAAUCACAGGAAGCGUGGCUCCCACUCCCCAGUUGAGAUUGGCAUCCCCGAGGCGGCGUUGAGUGGCCCGAACAACUGUGCCCGCCAGCAGAUGUCUCUCUUUGCUGUGACAUGCAUCGAGACCAGCCAUUAUGUCAGCUUUGUCAAAUACGGGCCUCAGUCCUCUGACUGGCUCUUCUUUGACAGUAUGGCUGACCGCGAAGGAGGUGAGAAUGGCUUCAACGUGCCCCUGGUAAAGCCGUGCCCGGAGGUGGGCGGCUACUUCAGCCUGUCAGAGGAGGAGCUUGGCAGAGUUGACCCCGCUUCCUUCCGGGAGCCGGCUCGCCGGCUGCUGUGUGACUCUUACAUGUGCUUAUACCACAACCCAGAGCUCAGCCUCUACAAGUGACUUCUCACUUCAGUUAUCUUUAAAUGUUCCUGGUGAAAACACUCUCUUUCAUAAUCAGGUCUCACUUGUCAGUUAAAUGAGUUCAAAAUACUAUUUAUUGAACACACUGUUUACAGAAUUCUAAUUGCUGUUUUUACAUGUGUACAUGUUACAGUUUGCGUUGCACUGCUGAGAUGUCUCUUGAAUGUUUGCACUACUUACAGUUGCACCCCAAAUUACUGUAAAUGAUAUUUCUCUGCAAUGUUUAUAAACUAGCAGUAGUUUGCGAUAAACUCAACAAAACAAAAACAAUUUAGAUAACACAGCACAUCUAAUCCUACAAAUUGUUUACUAUGACUAUUUAGUUUUUAAAUUGGUCACUUUGUGCAUUUUACAAAUAUACAUUUUUUAAACAUUGGUGUGGAAUAAUUUUAUAUGCAACUGUCAGCCAUGAUGUCGGAACUUGAUUUUUUUUU
Molecule: messenger RNA, 3426 nt
Organism: Dunckerocampus dactyliophorus (ringed pipefish)
Lineage: Eukaryota; Metazoa; Chordata; Actinopteri; Syngnathiformes; Syngnathidae
Gene: cyld3
Product: ubiquitin carboxyl-terminal hydrolase CYLD
Exons: 16
Coding region: 98-2971 (957 amino acids)
Biological process (GO): positive regulation of extrinsic apoptotic signaling pathway; regulation of mitotic cell cycle; regulation of intrinsic apoptotic signaling pathway
Cellular component (GO): cytosol
Molecular function (GO): K63-linked deubiquitinase activity; cysteine-type deubiquitinase activity
Source: RefSeq, a predicted model, not a curated record